AUGGCUGCCAGGCACCAAGCAAAGCAAGAAAAUGAGGAGGAGGAGGAGCAGCAGGGUCAGCGGGGGCUCAGCUUCAAAUGCUUCCGUUCUUUCCGACACAAAAUCAGAGAGGACAACUGGAGGAGGCAGCAGGACCCAGGCCUCGAGCCUGGCAGCAAGGAACCAGAGGAAAAGAAAAUCGCUCUGGAGCUGCUGGAGACGGAGCAGGCUUACGUCAACCGCCUCCACCUUCUCGACCAGAUAUUCUAUACAGAGCUGAUGAAAGAAGCCAAAAAUGGGAAGACAGUCCCAGAGGAGGUGGUGAAAAUGAUCUUCUCCAACAUCUCCUCCAUCUACCAGUUCCACGCCAAGUUCUUCCUGCCAGAGCUGCAGAAGCGCAUGGAGGACUGGAGCUGCAACCCGCGGAUCGGGGAUGUGAUCCAGAAGCUUGCACCAUUCCUGAAGAUGUACGGUGAAUACGUUAAAAACUUCGACAAGGCCGUGGAGCUCAUCACCGUCUGGUCGGAGAAAUCCCCGCCCUUCCAGGAGCUCAUUGCUGACAUCCAGAAGAGGAAGGUCUGCGCUAACCUAACGCUGCAGCACCACAUGCUGGAACCUGUGCAGAGGAUCCCGCGCUACGAACUCCUCCUGAAAGACUAUGUCCGAAAACUACCGCCCGAGUCCCCAGACCGGGACGAUGCAGAGAAGGCCCUGGAGAUGAUUUUCAUGGUGGCCAAGCACUCAAAUGCAGCUAUCGCCGAGAUGGAACGGCUGCAGAACCUCUGGGCGGUCUAUCAGCGGCUGGGCCUCGAGGACGACAUUGUGGAUCCCUCCAACGAGCUGAUCAAGGAGGGGCCAGUCCAAAAAAUCUCUGCCCGCAACAACAGCACAUCGGAGAAGUACCUGUUCCUGUUCAACAACAUGCUGCUGUACUGCGUGCCCAGGGUCAUCCAGGUGGGUGCUGAGUUCCAGGUCCACCUCCGCAUCGACGUGGACGGCAUGAAGGUGCGGGAGCUGAACGACACGCAAUUCCCUCACACCUUCCUGGUCUCGGGAAAGCAGCGGACGCUGGAGCUGCAAGCCAGGUCUGGGGAGGAGAUGAACGCCUGGAUCAAGGCCUUCCAAGAUGCCAUUGACAGGAGGGAGAAGAGGAGUGAGACCUUUAAGACAGCAGUGCACGGGCUGGAGCUGGGCACCCCUGCGUUGAAGACAGAGGAGCUGGGCCGCCGAGCCCCACAGUGGGUGCGGGACAACCUGGUGACCAUGUGCAUGCGCUGCAAGGAGCCCUUCAACGCCAUCAUACGCCGGAGACACCACUGUCGGGCUUGUGGAUACGUGGUGUGCGCUCGCUGUUCUGACUACAAGGCCGAGCUGCAGUAUGAUGGGAACCGUCUGAACCGUGUGUGCCAGGAGUGUUACGUCUUCCUGACGGGCCACGUGGUGCUCGAGGACCGGGAGGGGAAGCACAAAGGCAUCCUGGAGAAAGGAGCUGCAGAGGUAUCGGGCAGGAGUUUGCUGUGCAGUUCCCUGCAGCUGCUGGACAAGAACGGCAAGGGGGGCACGCGGGGCUGGUUCGUGAUCCCGCAGGAUGAUCCCCUCGUGCUGUACAUCUACGCAGCCCCCCAGGACGUCCGAGCACACACCUCCAUCCCGCUGCUGGGCUACCAGGUGAGGGACCUGCCCCAGGGCGACUCCCGCCACCUCUUCCAGCUGGUGCAGUCCCGGCAGGUCUACACCUUCGUGGCCGACACUGAGGAGCUGAAGCGGCGCUGGAUGAGGGCCAUGGCGCGCUCCGCCGCGGGGAUCACGCACCCGGAGGAGGGCGAGGAUGUGGACUCCUGCGACGAAGCAGAAUGA
Messenger RNA from Nipponia nippon (crested ibis), 1836 nucleotides. The record is from RefSeq and is a predicted model, not a curated record. Lineage: Eukaryota; Metazoa; Chordata; Aves; Pelecaniformes; Threskiornithidae.